AUGAUGAAGGAGUUUGAGAUGAGUGACCUUGGAUUACUUUCCUAUUAUCUUGGUAUCGAGGUGAAUCAGCGAGAUGAUUGCAUUGCACUAAGGCAGGCGGCCUAUGCGAAGAAAGUUUUGGGUCAGUUCGGCAUGAUGGAUUGCAACCCGACCCAAUAUCCCAUGGAAGCAAAGCUAAAGCUUGGAAAGGAUUCUGAAGGAACACCAGUGGACGUGAUAGAGUAUAGACGCAUCAUCGGAUGUUUAAGGUAUCUAACUCACACCCGACCCGAUAUCACAUAUGCCGUGGGGAUUGUGAGUAGGUACAUGGAGCACCCUACAGUUUUGCAUAGACAGGUUGUCAAGCAUAUUUUGAGGUACGUGAAGGGUACUAUGUCCUAUGGAUUGGUGUACAAACGAGGUCGAGGCAAUGAAGAGUUGGUGGGAUUCACUGACAGUGAUCUUGCGAGAGAUAUUGAUGAUAGGCGCAGCACAGGCGGCAUGGCAUUUUAUCUAGGUGACAGCUUGGUCACUUGGACAUCACAGAAGCAGAAGACGGUGGCAUUAUCAUACUGGGAGGUAGAAUUUAUGGUGGCAACUGCAGCAGCAUGCCAAGGCUUGUGGUUGAGGAGUUUAAUCAACGAGGUGAUUGGGAGUGAGCCCAAGCCGGUUACACUCUUCGUCGACAACAAAUUAAAGUGGAGUUCGUGA
Molecule: messenger RNA, 690 nt
Organism: Asparagus officinalis (garden asparagus)
Lineage: Eukaryota; Viridiplantae; Streptophyta; Magnoliopsida; Asparagales; Asparagaceae
Exons: 2
Coding region: 1-690 (229 amino acids)
Source: RefSeq, a predicted model, not a curated record